Messenger RNA from Oryzias latipes (Japanese medaka), 1777 nucleotides. It is a transcript of the gene plekhb2, whose product is annotated as pleckstrin homology domain containing, family B (evectins) member 2. Gene Ontology annotation, cellular component: membrane. The record is from RefSeq and is a predicted model, not a curated record. NCBI's taxonomy places the organism in Eukaryota, Metazoa, Chordata, Actinopteri, Beloniformes, Adrianichthyidae. Gene Ontology annotation, biological process: regulation of cell differentiation.
ACGGAAGCGCCUUCACGCGGGGUUGAAAAACAGUUCUUGAGUUAAAAAUCCCUCAAUAAUAAAAAUAGAUAAAUAAAAACGUGACUCCAAUGGAAAUACUAAACUAAAAGGGUUUCGUCUCAGUAUAUUUCUGCUCCGGCGUGAAUCUGUGAAGCCAUCACAAGUCAACCCAAGUGACGUCACAAACAUCCACACGGCGACGAAAAAGACCGAAGAAGCCCGAACCAAAACUCCUCCAGGACCUUCUACGGAUACUCACUGUCAAGAUGGCUGUGGUGAAGAGCGGUUGGCUUCACAGACAGAGUACUAUCCUGCGCCGCUGGAAGAGAAACUGGUUUGACCUAUGGGCUGACGGACGCCUGGUGUUCUACAAUGAUCAGCAGAGGCGGGACAUGGAGGAUGACAUCCACAUGAGAGUCAGCUGCAUCAACAUCCGCAACUCUGCUGCAUGCCAGGAUCUGACCCCCCCGGAGGGGAAGUCCCGUGAUGCCUUGCUGCAGAUAGUGUGCAGGGACGGGCGUGUCAUCAGCCUGUGUGCUGACAGUGCAGAUGAUGCUCUAGCAUGGACCAUGGCGCUUCAAGAUGCCAGGAUUAACAUGGUGGUUGCAGCCCCGCAGGUCGGCUUCACACAGGAAGUCAUGGAAUCGGCUCCUCCCCCCUACUCGGAAUACGCCCAUCCACAGGUUUACGCUCCAGGCCCGUAUGGAGAUUAUACGGCUCUUCCUCAUAACGCCACACAGGUUGUGUACUCUGCUGAAGGGGCACCAUACAGCCUUGCUUAUCCAUAUCAGUACCAAGGCGCUGCAGUGAACCAUGUGGUCAUUCGGGAGCGGCAGCGUGAGGACGCCGGAGACGUGGCUCUGGGCAUGCUCGCCGGAGCAGCCACUGGCCUGGCUCUGGGAUCCCUCUUCUCCGUCUUUUAAAGUUAUUGCACAUGCGUCCGCUCACUUUCAUGAAGUCUGUGGGGGUACGUCUGAGAAGAGUGACAGGUGGAGGCAUACGUCCUGAAUACUAGAAGCACUUUGGCUGUGUGGCAACCUAUUUGACGUGUCUUAACAUGAACAGUCUUAACAAAAACAUGACUGACUUCUAAAAGACAGGAAACACUCCUUAUGUAUGCACACUUUAGGUCCUCUCAAGCACAUUUCUGUCACUGUCCUGGACAGUGGGCACAGUGGGUGUGUAGUCUGGAUGGUUUUGUUUACUCCCAUGCAGGUUUGUUGUGAAUCUUCUCCUUGCUAACUGUUCAUGGUGAAUGCAGCCUUUAAAACCAACACGUACAACUUCACACAAAUGCUACCUUUCACUAUGGAGCCAUCUGAUAAUGGUAAGGGUAAAAAGAUUACCCUUACCAUUAGAUUUUCUGAGCGUGUGCAUCCUUUGGUGCUUUCCUCUCAUUAGCAGCUGUUGAUUUGUUUUUGUUUAAAAUAAUGGUUUCUGCCGUUUAGAUCCGUAUGUUAGCGUGAACAUCUUCUCAACCAUGUUUCCUCAUAAAGGCCUUCCAUUUUUCACGUCAAUUGAAUUGUAUUCAUUUAUUCUAUUAGAAAUGCAGUUUAGGCCCCAGGAACAGUGUUUCAUAUAGGGGUGCUUAAGGUUCAUGAUUGUGCAUUAGCAAUGCUAAAAGCUAAUAUUUGAGGUAAAAAAACAUAGAGCUUUUCCUAUGGCCUUUUGUUUUCAAAAGUGGAUUAAAGUUAAACGGCGUUCUGCCUGGAGAACUCCUCCUGAGUCUGAAACGAGUUCAUGAAAUGUGUGAUUAAUAAAAAUAGUAACAAACUUG